Adineta steineri is the source of this 1251-nucleotide messenger RNA. The record is from the annotation of a GenBank genome assembly. Lineage: Eukaryota; Metazoa; Rotifera; Eurotatoria; Adinetida; Adinetidae.
AUGUUUCUUACACUAUUUUUACUUGUAAUUCUUCUAAUUCUCUAUCAUCAAAUUCGUUCAUUUCGUUACUUUUCCUCGCGCUCAGUUCCUGGUCCUCAUACUUCACUCUUCUUUGGUAAUCUACGUCAACUAUGGAACUGCCAAAGUAUUAGUCGACAACUUCAACUUUGGACCAACAAAUUUGGACCAAUCUACGGUCUCUACGAAGGUGCUCGUCAACGGGUUUGGAUUGUCAGUGAUGUGAAAUUUCUAGAGGAUGUAUUUAUUAAACAAUAUUCACACUUUACAUCACGUAAACCAAUUGCAAUUUUUCUUAAUCCAAAUGAAAAGUAUCCAAGUCUGUUGAAUGCAAAAACCGAGAAGUGGAAACGCCAGAGAAAAGUAAUGAAUACAAUAUUUUCAACAAUUAAAUUAAAGGAUCUAUUUCCCUACAUGAAUUCCUGUGUCACUCAUUUCCUCUUCAAACUUUCUACAACCGGCUCUUCUGAUAUCAAUAUCUAUACUUUCUACAAACGCCUUACAUUUGAUAUAAUUUGUUCCUGUUGUUAUGGUUUGGAUACGUCUUCCGAAGAAUAUUAUCAAAAAGUUGAAGAGAUCUUUGCAAUUGAUGUUACACAAUCUCUAUGGGUAAAAUUAACUUGUUUACUUGGUUCGACGUCAUUUCUCUCACAAUUGAUUGAAAAACUGUACAGAUCACAAGAUGAUUUCAAACGUUUUUUGAAUGGAAAACAGAAUUUUUUUCAAUUUGGUGAAUUUCCAAGAUAUUGGAUCAGAGAAAAAGUUCGAGAAAUUGUUGAUCUAGGAAUAAAAAGUCGUGACGAUGAUGAAAAAAUUGAUUUAGUGCAUUUAUUAUUGAAAGCUACAGAUAAGAAUUUUACUCAAUGUUGCACCAAACAUUCAUCAUUUACACUUCGUCUUCUUCCUCUAAUUUUCCUAGAUGAUAUUGUUCAAGCUGAUGUCUAUUCACUCCACUAUUCUUUGGAUCUCUGGGGACCAACUGAUCCAGACGUAUUCUACCCUGAUCGUCAUAUUACACAAAAAUCACAAUCCGCUUUCCUCGGAUUUGGGUUAGGCCCACGCCAAUGUAUUGGCAUGCGUUUUGCUAUGUCAAUUAUUAAAUUAACAUUGAUACGUUUACUGAAGAAGUAUACGGUGGUACAUAGUAACAAAUUAGAAGAAAAUUGGUGUUUACAAGAUAAACGUGUUAUAACUCCACAGAGCUGUUGGAUUCGACUAGAAGCGAGACAAUGA